AUGCCGAUCCGUCCUCUUGAUGAAUGGGCCGUUGGCCGUACCCAGUCCCUACCCCUCUCAGCACUGAAGGGUGCCGUUGUUGGCAUCGAUGCGGCGCACUACAUCAACCAACACCUCGUGAACCAGUCAACCCGGGAAGCGCUCUUGGGCGCACUAGGCGGAUUCCCGUUCGCCUUGAGGGCUAGUAUCGAGAAGGAAUUGCAGACUUUCAGCAACCUUGGCGUUGCCACGAUCUUCGUCUUCAAUGGAUUGGAAUUCGGCAAGAAAGAGCACCGUACCCAGCCCGCAUCGUCGCGCUCAUUCGAACAAGCUUGGGAACUUUACGACCAGCAACAGGCUGACCAGGUGGUCGAUGCCUUCAGCAGUGCUGGUAUGACCACUCACUAUCCUUAUUUCAAUCUUUCCCCAGUGACGGACCCGUGGAGCUUUUACCAUUAUCAUUGGGCCCAGCGAAGCUUCCCAACAAGCGCUGACACAACCAACCCCUCAGGCACCCCGCCCCCGGAGACCCUCUUCAAGUACCUGCAACGUAUUUUGACCCAGAACGGAGUGGAAUUCAUCGUAGCGCCAUACAGUGCCGCGGCUCAGCUCUCUUAUCUCGCCCGUGGUAGCAAUCCCGUGGUCGAUGCCGUUUUUGCCCCCUCCGAAGCCCUCUUGUUUGACAUUGACAAGCUGGUCACCCGUAUCGACAUCGAGCCCGCGCAAUUCUUCUGGAUCACGAAGCAAACAUGCCAAGAGGAACUGGGUCGACUUUCAAAUGAACAAUUUCUGGAAUUUUGUUUACUACUGGGUUCCCCCUUCUUGCGCUCCCUCCCACUUUUUGAGAACCCUGCUUACCCGGGAAAAGCCCCACCAUUCGUGAUGCGCUGCCGAUGUUCAACGCAGCUGGACGCAUUUGAAGAGGAUCGCCGUAUGCAGGAGCUUCAAUACGCAGAUCUGUAUAAGCGAGCGUAUAUGAUUGUCAAGCACCAUGUCUACAUUGACGUGGAAGGUCGAGUCGGUCCUAUGGAUCCAGAGAAUACCUCAUCGGAUAUGCAUGAGCUUAUUGGGCAGCGCCUCCCAGAGGAGCUGUACUUCUAUCUCUCUAAAGGUAUUAUUGGAGCUGACGUACCCAACUUCCUCACAACUGGCGAGGUUCGCAUCCCGUUACCGCUGGGUACCGAAGACACCGAGAUUUACCGCCAACUCGUGGGUGACAUCUUGACACCCCUUCGCACUCAGUCUAUUUGCCUUCUAGCGAACUCGCUUCAUCGAUUCUACCAAACCAAAGUCAUUCGGAUUCGCCCGUGGUUCGAUGAGAACUCAGAGAGGACGAUCAACCUCAAGGGCAUCCCGUCAGUCAAGGAAACCAUCCAUUCCUGGAAGAUCCACGGAGACCAAUUCCCUGAAAGUAUCAAGAAGCUUCAGGCGCCUCGCGGAUCCUUCAAGUUUGCUGUCCAGAGCUUAAGCGACUCCGACUUUACAUCCAAGUCAUUUGCUAAUAGAGAAACACCUGCCCUUUCAUCACAGGAGGACAUCUUAUCUAAUGUUAUGUGGCGCUUCCUGCAACUUCGUGGAUACGUGGACGACAAGCACAAGCUCACUCCGUGGGGCCAGUGUCUAGUGCAGGCACUAUCAGGUAUCGAGCCCGCGGACAACCUCGAGGAAUCUAUAUUCGUUGCUAUUGAGAUGAUCCGCUUGGGUCUCCUCAACACCAAGAACUGGUUUUCACAUGUAUCUGGUGGUCCCAUGCGAGGGUCAGAAGACGACAAGACCUUCAAUAUGCUGGUUUCGCGUGUUGCAUGCGUUGCCAAGCUUCAGCACAAGAGCAUUGGAUACUCUGGACCUCUGAGCCGUCAACUCCUUUGCUACCGCUCUUUGAUUUCCCAGGUGCGCUCUGCACUGAGGAAUCUGGUCGAGGUGGUACUGGCUGGUCUGCUGCUCAGUGGUGACGCUGACCGGGACCGCAACGACUGGACCGAGAUGGCUAUCAAGCUUCCGUUUAUUGAUGAUAACGACUGUGGACUCGGAAUUGCGGUCCGGACUUACCUCGACGACCUACCUCUACAAGCAAAUCCGACAUCGCCCGAGGCUCGCGCGGAUGUGAAGGCGAAGGGCAAGGAAUGGUUCCAACACAGCGAGAGCUUUAUUGGAAACCUGGAGUUGGCAUUCAAGCUGUGGGAUGCGGUCUACGCAGGCACACAGAGCACGGGCAAGGAGUUCAAGGAAGCCAAGUUCUGGGAAGAUGCAAACAAAUGGCUGGCAGAGAGACGAUGA
Molecule: messenger RNA, 2256 nt
Organism: Penicillium mononematosum
Lineage: Eukaryota; Fungi; Ascomycota; Eurotiomycetes; Eurotiales; Aspergillaceae
Product: MKT1 family protein
Exons: 7
Coding region: 1-2256 (751 amino acids)
Biological process (GO): mismatch repair; DNA double-strand break processing; DNA recombination
Cellular component (GO): nucleus
Molecular function (GO): 5'-3' DNA exonuclease activity; 5'-flap endonuclease activity
Source: RefSeq, a predicted model, not a curated record